Symbiodinium natans is the source of this 1941-nucleotide messenger RNA. The record is from the annotation of a GenBank genome assembly. Lineage: Eukaryota; Dinophyceae; Suessiales; Symbiodiniaceae.
AUGUGGUCACCGUGGAAGCAGAGGAACUUGAGGAAGGCGUGCUUCCACAAGCUGCGCUACUCAGUCUCCGCGGUGUGCUUCCUUGUGGCGACGUCAGGCAUGUGUCGUGCCUUUGCGGCUCCCCGGCCGGAGGAAGCUCCGUAUGCGCAAGUCAUUCGGACUUUGGGCGACGCCAGCAACUGGCAGGAUGCCCUGGAGCUCCUGGCCGACAUGUGCCAGUUGGAUCCAAAGGUGGCUCUCAACUCAGCCACCUUUACUGCAGCAGUUGCCGCGUGCGGCAGCGCAGCGCAGUGGUUGCAGGUCAGUGUGUUGCUCGAAGAAGCCAGAAGAAAAAACAUCGAGUCUGACCUCGAAAUGUCUCAAGCCGCGCUGGCGGCCUACGCUGCGGGCCUCGCUUGGGCUCAGGCAGUUCAUCUCUUCGCGGAGGCAAAGAUGCCCCAGUUGCAGCCCACCGUGGUUGAGAUAUGCGCCCGAGCACAGCAAGUAGAGCGGGCCUUGCAGCUGGCCCCUGCAAAGCUCGGGGAGUCCAAACUGGGUUGCGGACUGGUGACGGCCUUCGCUGCCGCACAGGCUUGGGAGAUAGCGUUGGAGUACCUCUUGCGUGUGCGAGGAGAAGGGCUCGAAUUGACUGCGGACACUGUUGCGGAGGUCAUGUCAUCCUGCGAUGCAGGCGGCAUGGCCAAAGUCAAGGUCGUGGCUCUCCUAUGGCUGGCCCGACAGUCUGGAGUGGAGCCGAAUGCCAGGCUCUUCCGAACUGCUUUGGGUGCCUGCGACGCGCGACUCUGGGCUGGCGCUGUCAGCCUGCUGGCCGACAUGGAGGAAGCAGGUAUCAGCCCCGUCCUGGCUGACAUGGACGCUGCAAUCCAGGUUGUUGCUGCUGCUCAGGAAGAGGCUCGUCGGGGCAGAACUCUGAAAGAGAAGCAGGAGAUCUCUGUUCGGAAUGUCCAGAGGGCCAGGAUUGCGGCACCGGCACAUGGGCCUCGCAAUCCGAGGCUGAACUUUCCGCCAGUGGUCGUCGAGUCCACUCCGGUGGCCAAGGAGGCCGAGGCUCCCAGCCUGCGUGAGAGGUUGCGGCCCGGACUCGCUGAUGUUUUCGCAAGCGAGCGUCCCCGAAGCAACCUACCCUGGAGCGGCGGGGGCCCCUGGAGAAGGUGGGAGAUGACCGUCGGCCUUCUGGAGAAGAUGCAGGCGCUGGGCUUCAGUCCAGAGAUUGCCACUUUCAAUGCAGUCCUGUCAGCUUGUGCUCGGGCACAGGAGCUGGCGCAGUGCAAGCUUCUUCUGGAUACGGUGAAUGGUGCUUCGCUGCAGCCCGACACCGUCACCUGUGAUCAUCUCAUAGGUGGAUGCUGCCGAAGGGGCCUCUGGGAGCAGGCGCUACUUCUUCUUGGCCGGGCCAGGGAUCUUUCUCUGGCCGAUGUGUCGACCUUUGAGGAGGGCUUGCAGGCCUGCUUUCGAGGAAGGCAGCCGCGGCUCGCCCUUCUGCUCCUGGCGGAGAUGGACCGUAUGCCAGCCGGUGUCACCACCCCUGCGAUUAACACUGCCAUGGCAACGUGCGCUCGCUUCGGGCUCUGGAAGCAGGCGAUUGCCCUGCUCAGCGAGCUGCAAUCGCGCCACCUGCCCCCAGACUCUGCCACAUACGCAGCGGCAGCGGCUGCUUGCCAGAGCGCCCCGUCUACGGCUUGGGAGUAUGCUGUGCUUCUGUUGCAGGAGUCACAAGGGUUUGGGCUGGCAAGUCCUGAGACCUACGCCAGCGCUAUUGCUUGCUGCGGAGAGCGUUGGCAGCUCGUCAUCUCGGCUCUGGUUGAGAUGCAUUCUACAAGGGUCCCUCCAGCUGCACGGACGUAUUCCGACGUCCUUGGCGCCUUCACCGCGCUAAGCCUGGCUCAAGCCGCAGUAGAGCUUCUGGAGGACCCCCUGAGGAAGGAGCUUGGGCCUGGAUGA